AUAAGGAAUAAGGAUAAGUGGAUAACAGUCCAAAAUCAUAAUUUAAAUACAUAUUUUACUAACUUCUCUAGUUUAUUUUGUAUUAUUAUUAAAAGUAUUUGAUAUUUUAUUUAAUAUCAAAUGUAUAUUGUGUAUUAUUAUGGAGUAGUAUAAGUUAAGAAUAAAAAUGUUCGCUAGAAAAAAAAAAAUUAUACAUACAUUUAAGAAAAUAUUAAAUUUAGCUAAACUUUCAAGGAAUAAGAGCACGAAAAUUAUAGAUAGGUAAUCAGUAAUGUCACAUAUUUUGGGUCAUAUAGAAUUGAAUACUUAAUAGUUCUUUAAUUGUAUUAAUUUUAUAGAUUUAUAUAAACUAUAUAAUCUAUUAAAAAUACAAGUUAGGAACUAAUUACAUUACUAUUUUAAAUUUUAAUCUGUACCUACCUAUUAUAAAGUUAAAAAUACUAAAAUUAUAUUUUAUAAAGUAUUUUAAUUCGCAAACUCAAUAUUUAUUGUAACACGUUAUUGUAAAUAAAACAAUCAUUCUUUGUUCAAGUAAAUGGAAAAGUGUGGUUGGAUUAGAAAUACACGCUCAAAUAUUCAGUGAAUCAAAAUUAUUCAGUGCUGCUGGUACUAAGUUUGAAGCAGCAGUAAAUUCUCAAGUAUCAUUGUUCGAUGCUGCGAUUCCCGGAACUCUUCCUGUGAGUAUUGAUAUAGUUUUAUAUAAAUUAUAUGUUUAUUAUUAUGAAUUAUCAAUGAAAAAGAAAAAUAUUUAAACAUGCAAUUUGAGGUUAAAAUUAAAUAAAUACAAAAUAUAUUUGUUUUCAGAGUUUAAAUGAAAAGUGUGUCGAGGCAGUUGUAUUAACUGCUUUAGUUUUGAAAUGCAAUCUAAACACAAUAUCAUUGUUCGAUAGAAAACACUAUUUUUAUGCAGACAUGCCAGUAAGAAUAUAAUCUAAUAAUUUAUAUAAACUUGUUAUAUUAUGUUAUACAUUAUCUAUUUAAUAUAACUAUUGUAAUAAUAUUUUAUAUUUUUAGGCUGGGUACCAAAUAACUCAACAGUUUAAACCAUUAGCAGUUAAUGGGCAACUCACUUUUCAUGUUAUAGAUCAGGACAUCAACAAAGUUCCCUACAGUAAAACUUCUUUAAUUAAACAAGUUCAAAUAGAACAGGACAGUGGACGUACAAUACAUGAUGAUUCUUCUCAAACGUAAUUUAUUGUCUAUCAUUUUCAUAAUGAUUUCUGUUAUAAUACUAUUAUUUUUCAAAAUAUCUGUUAUAUAUUUAUUUUUUAUAGGUUUGUAGGUUUAAUGAAAGUUAUAUUCAUUUUCUCAACUAAGAAUUUAAUAUGUUUAUGUAACUAAAAAUACAUUUAUUUUUGUAUUUUCAAUUUCAUUCAGCUUAUUUGAGAGUAACUUAUUAUUCAAUUUAAUUGUACUGUUAGAUCACUUAUAGAUUUAAACCGGGCUGGAACGGGUUUAAUGGAACUUGUAUUUGAACCUGAUUUGUGCAAUGGCUUAGAAGCUUCAUCUCUUGUUAAAGAAUUAUUACUUAUAUUUGAACGCAUCAAAACAUGUUCUGGUCGUAUGGAAGGUUAAAUUAUAAUAAAGUCAUAUAAUUAUACAAGUUAAUAAUUGUAAGUAAUUUGUUCAUUAAUUUUAUUAUCAGAGGGUGCUUUAAGAGUGGACGCAAAUGUUUCAAUUACAAACAGUGAUCAUUUGGGCACACGAACUGAAAUAAAAAAUUUAGGUAGUAUAAGAGCUGUUCAGUUAGCAGUUGACUAUGAAAUUCAUCGGCAAUUAAAUAUAUUAAAAGCUGGAAAAGAAGUAGUAAACGAAACAAGAGGUUGGGAUUCUCUUAAUAACAAAACAAUAUCAAUGAGAGACAAAGAAGUUCUGCAAGUUAGUUAUUAUUCAAAAAUUGUAAAAUUAUUUUCUAGUAAUACUUAAUUAUAUUUUAAUAUUUAUUAAUAGGACUAUCGAUUUAUGCCAGAACCAAAUUUAUUACCAAUUAAUUUAAAUUUAUUUGAUAUAAAUAAACUACAAUCAAGUAUACCUGAACUACCAGAUGCAACUCGUAUUAACUUAAUGAGCCAAUACAAAUUAGAUAUAAGAAAAACAUCGAUAUUAAUGGUAACUAAAUUUUAGAAAUAUUCAUGUUAACAUAAUAUAAAUAUAUUGCAUUCAAAUUGUAUAUAGAAUGAACCAGUUUUAUUAUCGAUGUUUUAUGAAAUAAUGAAUAGUAAUACAUUAAGAAAUCCAGCAAGAGUGUGGAACAUAUUAACAAAUGAACUAAUGACAGAACUAAAUAUAAGAUUUAUUAAACCUAGUCAAUGGUAAGAAAUACAUUCCAAGAACUUUUUAUUGUAUAUUUAUGUUAGCAGCAAUGUGUAUAAUUAUGUUUAGGACAAUAAUAGAAUGGAUUUUAUAUAAUGCCUAGGAAUUCUAUAUAUUACCUGGCCAUUUUUAAAAAAGUGAAUAAUAUGUUUUUCUUUUUGUUUUACAAUUCCUAAAUAAUUUAUAUAACAACUAGGAUUUUCAUAAACUGAUAUAUACAAAUUGGCAAUGUGCAGAAUAAGGAAAUCAUUCAACUUUCUUUUUUAUAUUCCAUGUCUUAACGUUUGGUGAGCAUAUUUUAGCACAUCAAAGAUACUAAAUACUGUUAUUAUUAUUUCUAACAGGAUUAAUUAGUUGACUAUUAAAACCAUCAUAUUUUUUUAAGCAGCUGAUUGUCAUGCUGUUUUUCUUUCUUUUGAUUUAGUAUUAGCAACAUCUUUUAUUAAUUAAUAGUAUCUGUCAUCAGUUAAAAAUACACCAUUUUUACAUCAUAUUGUUGCUUCAAUAAUUUUGUAUUAAAAUUAUCUUUCAUAUCACAUAUUUGAUUUUCCAUGCACAAAGCACAACAUUUUAUAGAAAACUGAAAUGUACAAUGUGCAUUUGAAAAUUAAAAAUAAAGAUAGUAGAAUUAUUGACAUCUCUCAAGGGGUGACACUUCAUUCAAAUUAUCAAUUCAAAAACAUCUAUAGAGAUCGGGUAAGCUAGAAAUUGAAAAUAUUUUUAAAAAUUUCCAAUCAUCUAUUUGUGACAUUGUGAUCAUAUUUUAGUGAGCUUCAAUGUUGUUUAGAUACAUUUAAUACAUCACCUGUACAUUAUUUGGCAUUUCAUAUAAUGUCUAACUCAUUUAAAUAAUUUUAUAGAUAUGUCAAUUAUAUUUGACAUUAUAUAGAAUUUCUAAACAUUAUAUAAACGACCAUGAUUAUAUUCAUUGCCACUAAUAUAUAAAUGUGUUAAUUAAAUAACUUAAUAUGAUAUUUAUAUGUUUAGUAAAAUUCCAUCUUAUUUCAUUGGUGAGGUUGUAGAUUUAUUAGAUAAUAACACCUUAAACAUAUCUUAUGCAAAAAAAGUAAUUGCUAAAUUAUUUGAUGAAAGUGAUAAAUCUCCUUCUCAAGUAUGUGUAUUUCUAUACUUCUAUAGAUAGUUCAUACAUUAAAUACAAUUUUAAUUCAAUUUAAAUUUUAUAAACAAUUUAUUUAAAUUUGUAGAUUAUUGAAGAAAAUAAUUGGGAACAAAUUUGUGAUGUUGAAGAAAUAAAUAAAAUUUGCGAAGCAGUUCUGGUCGAGAAUCCCAAGGCUGUCAAAGAUUACCGCAGGGGAAAAGUGCAAGCUUUAAAAUUUUUAACUGGUCAGAUUGCAAAAAAAACAGACCACCGUAUUAACUUUAAUGUGGCUCUUAAAAAAUUAGAAGAAUUAUUAAAUAACUAAUAAAGUCAUAUAUGUGUAGGUAUAUCAUUUUUUUUUUUAUUUUUGUUAAAAUAACUAAACUAAAGUCAUAUUUUGAAAAUUAAAAUGAUGCACACUUCCAAAUGGUUUAAACUAUUGAUGAAUUUCAAUAGUUUGGAUAAACCAUUAAGUAUUAUUAAAUUAUUUAUAUUUGAAAAGCCUAUCAAAUAAAAUUGUUUUGUUACAAUGAAUACUGGAUAGAAAAGUUAAAAUGUAAUUAUUAUUAUUGCCAUAUUACACUAAAGCACUUUUCACAGGAUAAUAACCAUGGUAUCACAUCUACUUUACUAACUAGUAGCUUGUGUAGACAUAAAUCUAUUAUAAUUAAAUUUGAACUAAAUUCUAUUUUAAUAGAAAGGUGUUAUAUAUGAUCAUAUAAGGCAUCAUAUAUGAUGAUGUUAUCAUUUUUUUUUUUAUCACAAAUUAAAAUAAGACAUUUUCAGAGAGUAAUAAUAAUACAAUUUUAAACUUUAACCAUUCUUAGGUACCUUUAUAUUUGUAUAUGGUGU
Messenger RNA from Cinara cedri, 4264 nucleotides. The record is from the annotation of a GenBank genome assembly. NCBI's taxonomy places the organism in Eukaryota, Metazoa, Arthropoda, Insecta, Hemiptera, Aphididae.